AUGUUCGAGACAUUGCCCCUCGAGGGCCGGGCCCUGGCCAUCUUCGUCGUCUCGGCGGUGAUGGCCGCGUUGUCCAUCAUCACCGUGGCGAUGCGAUGCUUUGUUCGGCUGUACAUCGUGCGCGCGUUUGGGUGGGACGAUGGGCUGAUGCUGAUUGCGCUGGCGCUGUUCAUCGUCCUCGCCAUCCUGUGUAUGAUCGGACCGCUGGCGGGAAUUGGGCACAAGAUGAGCGAAUUCGACACGCUGACUUCGCUGAGAGAUGCCCUGCUGGUAUGGUGGUUAGGCCAAAUGCUCUACCUGUGGGCCUCCGCCGUCGCCAAGAUCGCCAUUGCCCUCGCUCUCCUCCGACUGGCCGUGAACCGGGUCUAUCGCAUAAUGCUCUGGACAAUCAUCGCCAUAGUUAUCGCUAUCGGCCUCGUGUUUUGGCUAAUCCUCCUCUUCGACUGCCAGCCCGUCUCUUAUUUCUGGGAGCGCGUCACCUUGGUCGCGCACGGCAAAUGCCUGUCCACGGACAUUCUGCUCAUCAUCGCCUACCUUUACAGUGGACUCACCAUCGUAUGCGACUUUGCUCUGGGGAUUCUUCCAGCCUGCUUGAUCUGGGGACUGCAGAUGACGCAGAGGACAAAGACGGCUUUAGUUGGAAUCUUGAGUUUGGGAGCCAUUGCGAGUGUCGCCGUGGUCAUCCGACUCCCAUACCUCAAGAACUACGCCGAUAUCGAUUUCCUCUUCUCAACAUAUCAAAUCGCCAUCUGGUCCAUCAUGGAAACCGGCCUCGCCAUCAUCGCCGGCAGCCUCAUCACCCUCCGCCCACUCUUCCGCUGGUUCCUCGACGGGAGCUCCUCUUACCGCCGAAAGCGACGCAGCGGCCGCAGCGGAGGCCAAUACGCGCUGUCGAAUCUCACAGCCAAUGCUUCGAAGCCCGGAUCGCAUCAGCCGAGAUACUGGCGGCCGGAUGUAGGCGAGGACUCGACGAACGUGGUGGUGACAUCCAUUUCAUCGCCGAAUGGGCAGAGCCACGGCGACAACAGUAGCCAGGAGGAUCUGAAUCCGAGUCCCUCUCCGCGACACAUGAAGAACCAGGUCAGCGUGCAUAAGACGUUUAUGGUGUCGAACAGCGAGCACUAUUAA
Molecule: messenger RNA, 1128 nt
Organism: Aspergillus calidoustus
Lineage: Eukaryota; Fungi; Ascomycota; Eurotiomycetes; Eurotiales; Aspergillaceae
Source: the annotation of a GenBank genome assembly